AAUAAUUUAAAAAGAAAAAGAAAAGAAAAGGUCCUCGCGGUCGUGUCCCCUUCCUCUCCUCGUCGAAACCCUAGGCUCGCCGCCGGCGACGCGCGCCUCGCCGGUGCGCUCCACCUGAGCGCGCCGUUCGCUCUCCCGGAUCGCGCCACCGCCGUCGAGGCCCGGCCUAGGCGACCUACCGCAUCGGCCCGGGGCGGGAUCCAGAUCGCCACCAUGUCCAAGGCCAGGGUAUACACCGACGUCAACGUGCUGCGCCCCAAGGAGUACUGGGACUACGAGGCCCUCACCGUCCAAUGGGGUGAGCAGGAUGAUUAUGAAGUUGUCAGGAAAGUUGGGAGAGGCAAAUACAGCGAAGUCUUUGAGGGCAUUAAUGUCAACAACAAUGAGAAAUGCAUAAUUAAGAUCCUCAAGCCUGUGAAGAAAAAAAAGAUCAAAAGAGAGAUCAAAAUACUUCAGAAUCUUUGUGGAGGUCCAAAUAUUGUGAAGCUGCUUGACAUUGUUAGAGAUCAGCAUUCAAAAACACCCAGCUUGAUAUUUGAAUAUGUCAACAAUACGGAUUUCAAAGUGCUAUACCCAACAUUGACAGAUUAUGACAUCCGUUAUUACAUCUAUGAGCUACUAAAGGCUUUAGAUUACUGCCAUUCACAAGGAAUCAUGCACCGAGAUGUUAAGCCUCACAAUGUUAUGAUAGAUCAUGAGCUUCGAAAACUCCGAUUAAUAGACUGGGGUCUUGCUGAAUUCUACCACCCUGGCAAGGAGUACAAUGUCCGUGUUGCUUCAAGGUACUUCAAGGGACCUGAGCUUCUUGUUGAUUUGCAAGACUAUGACUACUCCUUGGACAUGUGGAGUCUUGGUUGCAUGUUUGCUGGAAUGAUCUUUCGCAAGGAGCCAUUUUUCUAUGGUCAUGACAACCAUGAUCAACUUGUUAAGAUCGCAAAGGUACUUGGAACAGACAGUCUGAAUUCAUACUUGAACAAGUACCGCAUUGAGCUUGACCCUCAGCUUGAAGCUCUCGUUGGAAGGCACAGCAGGAAACCUUGGUCAAAGUUUAUUAAUGCUGACAACCAACAUCUAGUAUCUCCAGAGGCCAUUGAUUUCCUUGACAAGCUUCUGCGCUAUGAUCACCAGGAUAGACUUACUGCACGAGAAGCUAUGGCACACCCAUACUUCCUCCAAGUGAGGGCUGCGGAGAACAGUAGGCCUCGUGCAUAAUAGGCGAGAGCAGGGCAGACAGCUGACUUUCGAAUAGCAGCCCUCGAUGGAGGAACUGCACGCUUGCACCGUAUUAGUGACUUCAGUCCAGUCGCUUGUAUUGAGAGUUUGAGACUUGAUAAUGGCCGAAUCACCUGGCAAAGAAUUCUGGGAGAGCAUUUAGCAUGUGUGCUUGAAACUCUUGGUAAUGGUUGCUGAAUCACCUGGGAGAGUAUGUAAGCAUGUGUGCUUAACUGCUAAGGGAGGAUUGUGAUUUACUCGUGUUGUUUGUAUCCUGGCUUCUGACGUUUAACGAUUGACGGUUGAUUGCAAUACAUUAUUCAUGUAACGCGGUUA
Oryza brachyantha (malo sina) is the source of this 1548-nucleotide messenger RNA. Its product is annotated as casein kinase II subunit alpha-2. Bases 214 to 1212 code for a protein of 332 amino acids. NCBI's taxonomy places the organism in Eukaryota, Viridiplantae, Streptophyta, Magnoliopsida, Poales, Poaceae. Gene Ontology annotation, cellular component: cytosol; nucleus; protein kinase CK2 complex. The record is from RefSeq and is a predicted model, not a curated record. Gene Ontology annotation, biological process: protein phosphorylation. Gene Ontology annotation, molecular function: protein serine/threonine kinase activity; ATP binding. The transcript is spliced from 10 exons.